AUGGAUCUUAUUUACGACUGGGAUGACACAGUAGCCUCACUACCGCAAAUAAACAACAGCAUUAAACACUCGCGGGCCCGAAAAGCCCCUCCAGCACCACCCGAACUUCGGGCAGAAAACCAAGGCGCAGGCGCAUUGGCACACUGUUACCCGAUUUGCCCAUUUCCCUCUCCAGGUCUCUGCAAUUUCACUUCCCCUUGUUUGCGCAUCUGCUUCCGGGGCAUAGUAGGCUCGGCCCCUUCAUCGGCUCUUACCCUCCUCUACCCAAGGAGGGGGGAGUCGAGGGGGUGGGGAAGAGUUCGUUGUUUGUUUACACGAUGUGAGCGGAAAAAGAGACCAAUAAAGUUUAUUCUGGAAACAAAAGGAAAAAAAACAGGGGUGACAGAGAAAGGAGACGGGGUGGGGGGGGGGCGUGCGGCGGGGGCUAGCGAGGAGAGGCUGCGAGAAGGAGAAAGCGGCAGUUCCGGUGCCGCCGCUGCGGCCGCUAAGGUCUCGGGCUGCUGCCGCUGCGGCCGCUGGGGCUGGGGCCGCCGGCGAAGCAGGGCUCGGGCCCGGCCGGGCAGCUCCGGAGCGGCGGGGGAGAGGGGCCGGGAGGCGGGGGCUGUGCCGCCCGCUCUCCUCUCCCUCGGCGCCGCCGCCGCCGCCGCCGCCGCCGCCGUGCGCGGGGCUGGGACCCGAUGCGGUUGGAGCCGCGGAGCCUGGAGGAGCCCCGAGCAUUUCUCAUGUGUGAAAUGGUAAUACUUACUCCAAAAGGGUUAUUGCCUACCUAAGUGCAUGAUAUAUGUUAAAUAUAUAAAUGUUAACUUCACUUGCCUCUUCUACAUUUCUCUUCGUGUGAGCUC
Molecule: messenger RNA, 842 nt
Organism: Sus scrofa (pig)
Lineage: Eukaryota; Metazoa; Chordata; Mammalia; Artiodactyla; Suidae
Source: RefSeq, a predicted model, not a curated record